This is a messenger RNA of Scomber japonicus (chub mackerel), 3490 nucleotides long. It is a transcript of the gene narf, whose product is annotated as nuclear prelamin A recognition factor. The transcript has 11 exons. The coding region runs from base 627 to 2036 and encodes 469 amino acids. Gene Ontology annotation, molecular function: lamin binding. The record is from RefSeq and is a predicted model, not a curated record. NCBI's taxonomy places the organism in Eukaryota, Metazoa, Chordata, Actinopteri, Scombriformes, Scombridae. Gene Ontology annotation, cellular component: lamin filament.
ACCACAGGGACUGUCAGUUAAACAUUUAAAGCGAACUGAGUAAUUCUAUUCACAGCUAACUAAAGAGAAAAGGCCUGUAGCGCACUAGCAUAGUUUUAAAUCACGUAGUUAUAGCUCAUAAAAUCCUACGUAACAGUUAGCUCAUUAACGUAACACACACGGGACUGUAAUUAUAGACAGCAGUGAUCAAAUGUUCACCACAGGAGGCUUUUACACCAUUGGAGACGAAUAUAUGCUGUUUAAACUAUUGGUGUGUUUUUUACAGUAUUAUAACCUCUAGCCACACUUACCCCCCCAUCCCCCUCCUCCUUAUACAAACAUGAUGUGAUGUAAUGGGCUUUGUGGCUGUUUAGUGUUUCAAUACAGUUCUCAUUGUCAUUAUUGUGUCUAUAAUUAACGUCAGCCAUUGGAUUUUUAAUGACAGCCUCCCUCCUUCCUAGCAUGAGGCUGGUGUGUUUAUGAUAAGCGGGCUGCUUGUGAUAGGACGUUGGAGGACAGUCAGAGGAGGGUGGAGUUGGCAAAGCAGUGACACAGCUGCAUGCUGCAAGCUAGUCAUCAUGCCGGUGCUGCAGAGGGAACAAGCGAUGUGAGGAGGUGCUGAUGCUGUCUUGUGUUUGUCAUCCACUAUGUACAGACACCAACCGAGGAAAAUGUCAGAGGUCAACAUAGGGAAGCUCAAGGAGAAGUGUGAGAACUGCACCAAACAGUGCAACAAGAAACAGACUGAUGAUGGUGCCGGCUCACAACAGGAAGGGGAUGAAGUCAAUGGACAGGUGAAUGAAGGACCGCAGCUGCUGCUGAGUGCUUGCCUGUCCUGUGAUGGCUGUCUGUCAGAGGAGGAGAGCCUGAAGAUCUCUCAGCAGAGCCUGGAGGAAGUGGAGCGAGUUCUAGCACUCAACAAGAAAUGUGACGUAACGAAGCACAAGGUGCUGGUGGCGUCGGUGUGUCCACAGUCUCUUCCUUACUUUGCUGUGAAGUUGGGUCUGGACGUCAAUGAGGCCGCCCACAAACUCUGCAGCUUCCUCAAGAGCCUGGGAGUGCAAUAUGUGUUUGACACCACUCUGGCGGCAGGUUUUAGCAUCUUGGAGUCUCAAAAGGAGUUCAUCCAGAGGUAUCGCAGGAGACACCAUGACUCCCACGCCAUGCCCAUGUUUACCUCCUCCUGCCCAGGGUGGAUCCGCUAUGCAGAGCGUGUACUGGGAAGUUUGGUCACCCCUCAUAUCUGCUCAGCCAGGUCUCCCCAGCAGAUCAUGGGCUGCCUGGUCAAAGACUUCUUCACUAAACAGCAGAAGCUGAGUCCAGAGAAAGUCUAUCAUGUGGUGGUGGCUCCUUGCUUUGAUAAGAAGCUGGAGGCGGUCAGAGAGGAGUUUUACAACAGUCUGCUGGAGAGCAGGGAUGUGGACUGUGUCCUCACCUCAGGGGAGAUCUACUACCUGAUGGAGCAGAGGAAGGUUUCAGUGGAGAAGCUGGACUCAGUUCCGUUGGACCACGUGCUGGGAGAGGCAGGGGAUGCAGCUCUGGUGAGGCACGAGGGCCGCGGUUCAGAAGGCUUCCUGGAACACGUGUUCAAACACGCUGCCAAAGAGCUCUUUGGUCUGGACGUCCAAGAGAUCACAUACAAAACCCUCAAGAACCGCGACUUCCAGGAAGUGACCCUGGAGCGGGACGGGGAAACGCUGCUGCAGUUUGCCGCCGUCUACGGUUUCAGAAACAUCCAGACUCUCGUUCACCGCAUGAGGAAAGGACGUGUGCCUUACCAGCUGGUGGAGGUGCUGUCCUGCCCAGGAGGGUGCUUGAGCGGUCGCGGACAGGCAGAGAGCGAGGCGGGAGGACGGACGGAUAAAACCCUGGUGCAGCAGAUGGAGGAGGCCUACACCAGCAUGCCGGUCUCUCUCCCAGAGGUCAACCCCACCAUGCACACCCUUUAUCAAGACUGGCUGCAGGGCCAGGACUCCCCACAGGCCAGCACACUGCUGCACACCCAGUACAAGAGUCAGACUCAGACCCACACACAGCCCCCACACAUGCAGUGGUGAGAGAGAAGGACAACAGAUUUUAGUUUUAAGACUUGAUAGAGGCGGGAAUAAAAGAAGCCUCCGCUUGGCUCCUGAUUCUGCUCGGACCACAUUUCAUCGUUCCUGCUGGCACCAUGAAGGACAAGUAGAGGACCACGAUGCUCUACAGACCACUGAGUGACAACUGAAGUGUCAGUGGGUGCAAUUCUUCCAUUUGGCCACAAGGGGGUGACAUCUGUAGAUUGAAAAAGUGGUGGAGCCCAUAUUCCAUAUAUGGGCCUGAGGAAGGAGUCAGUCUAGAAGAACAGACUUUUUAUGAUGCUAAUGAGGACAGACACAAUUAAGGUAGCAGGUGUACAGGAUCUAUAUCAUCCUGAUUUGAGGAAGUGUGUCACAAGCAUAAACUGUUUAUCAUGGCCAGUUUAAAGAGCAAUAAACCACUAAAAAAAAUAACUUUUUAGGUGAUCUGAACUUGUGGAUACUUAAUGCACACUGGAGGAAUCUAAUGUAUUCCAAAUCCAAACUGUCCCAACAUGUAACAUGCUGUUUUUUUGUUUUGUGUCAAAGUUGUGUCCACUGUUCCUUGCUCAAAGACAAACCAAUGUGGUAUCACACAGGGACAGGUCUUGCUUUGAGGACUAUGCAACAGUGUGAUUGUGUAACAGUCAAAAACGAAACUGAGGUUGAAAGUUCAGACUUAUCAAAUGACGUAAGCUUAUUACCGGCUCAGUGUUUAUCCGUCCCAGUGAAGAAUCAGAGUGAGUAUUUUAUUAUUGGUACAUAUUUUCAUUUGUCUUAUUGCUUUAAGUCUUUUGAUUCCAUUCCUCAAAGACAACCAGGAAUAGUAUUUUUAAGUUAUAUGUUGUUUGCAUUCUUUAUUUUACAAGAUCAAAACAUACAUGUCAUACAUGUUGAGCACUAAACUAUUGUGACAAAGCAGUGAGCGCUGUCGUAUCAUUGGCCUUCAUUGACCGUCUGCAAAGUGAAUGACUUUGUUAAUAUGUGAACGUGUAAUGUCUAAACCUUUCCAGUUAAAGGAUGACGUGCAAGUCAAAAACAGCAGCCUGAAUUUCAGAAGAAACUCAUUAAAAUCAACAUUCAAAACAGCUUUUCAUUGUGAUGAUCAGUCAGUAGAUGUGUGGGUUUGUUUCUAGUCCCCUGAUUUCAUUUGAACUGUGAAUUUGUGAAAGGUUGCAUUUAGUAUGUAUGUAAUGUUUCCAAUGCUGUGAGUUCCUGCAUGUUUAGAUAUCACUGGAGGUAAGUGAGAAAGUCUUUUGAUGGUGAACUGACAGUUUAAAGGCUCAUUUUCACCCACCAGUGCCAAAACGAUUGAUAAGCUGAUCAACAGAAAACUGAUCAACUAUUAUAAAUUGCAUAUUUUGGCUCUGGGAUACCCAACAAGCAAUUGGGGUUUCUGGGAGUUUUCAGUUUUGUUAUGUUUUUAACAAAAUGAUGAAUUGACAAUUAAAAAAAUA